AUGAACCGAGGUAGGCGCCGCGGAGGCGUAAGUUCAGGUUUCACAAGCCUUCGUGAUGGUGUGAAACGAAGGCUUUUUGACCCAUUUACCUUGCCUGUUGCUCCUGACCCCCGAACGGUAAUUAGUCGGCUGAUCCCUCUUUCGUUCACUGAACCUCAUAUUCCCUCAGCAUUACCACAAUCGGAUUCCAAUUUGUUGCAUAGAAAACCAGAAGAGGGUUCAGAAAAAGAUUUCAAACUGCAAUUGCGGAAACCGUCGUCCAAAGAAGGAAGUAUUAACUCGACAGGAUUUAUAGCACCAUCAGUUACGAGCGUACAGUCUUCCAUUGCUCAUCUUCUCCUAAAAACUGACGAGAUAGCCUUUUGGGACAGCGACUUCCUCUCCCUCUUCUCAAAGCCUCCUGAGUGGUACCCAAGCGAGCUCACUGACAAGUUGAAAAGGAAAUCCCCCACCACGCCAGGCUCAGCAAAGCGUGUUAGAUUUGACGACUCUUCAAAGAUGGCCGGUGGUGACCGUUCAGCUGAGAUGAUACCAGACCAGGCUAUGCUCGAUGCUGCCGACUUCAAUGAAGAUGAUGAUGGCGAAAACGUGUUGAAGGAAGGGGUGGACGAGCCUGUGGAGGCGGAAAAUCAAGAGGACAAGGACUCCGAGGACGGGCGAUGGAACGGGGAGCCAGUGGAGGAGGAAGAAGAGGAGGGUGACGACUAUUGCGAAACCUACUUUGACAACGGCGAGGGCGAUAUCGAUGAUUUCAACGUGCAACUGCAUGAGAUGGGCGAGGAUCCUGACGGUAGCUCCUACUACGACUGA
Messenger RNA from Echinococcus granulosus, 810 nucleotides. RefSeq lists its product as hypothetical. The record is from RefSeq and is a predicted model, not a curated record. The transcript is spliced from 4 exons. Gene Ontology annotation, biological process: transcription by RNA polymerase III. NCBI's taxonomy places the organism in Eukaryota, Metazoa, Platyhelminthes, Cestoda, Cyclophyllidea, Taeniidae. The coding region runs from base 1 to 810 and encodes 269 amino acids.